GGAACGCUAUAGUGACAAUUCUACAGGUCACGUGUCCUGAGAUUUGUACAUUCUGUUUCAUCUGCUGGAACGUUGCGAUCGGCUCAGUUUCAUUCAGGCAUCACCCUUUUGUGCUCAUGCUCUCUUGUGUGAUAUGGCAGCUGCAGAUUUGCAAUCUUUAACUGAGAAAUUUCAAAACUUGUCAGAAGAUGAUUUUAAGGAAGAAGAUACUAAUGUAUUCUUGGUCACUUGUCAGAAGUGCUUAGAGGAGGAAGAGGUGGCACUUUUACUUGAAAUAAUCCGUGAUGAGAAAAACCAGGCAAUUAUCAAGCACAUGGGCUGGAAUCUUAUUGGACCUAUUACAAAAUGCAUUCUGAGAUCCAGCAACAAUGGUAACAAUAAAAUCUGCUUGGAGAUGAUUCAUCAUUUAUGUACGCUGUGUAACCCAAAGGAGAUUUUAUUAGGUUUACUUGAACAGAUAGAUGAAGCCACAGGUGAACAAAUAUCUCAGGUGGUUCUGCUUCUGCUUCAGCCUUUGCAAGCAGUGCUGCUUAAACUUGGCAAAAGGAAAGCCUAUUCAGUAGGACUGUCACUCUCCACAAUCCAGUCUCGGAUAUCUUGUUUGCCUGUACCCUUCACCAAAGAACAAAUCCAGGAGGACAAGCAUGGUCUCUGCCAGUGCUGCUGUGCCAUAGUCCAGUUUAUUAAACCUUUUGUUGAUGUUGUAGCUCAGAGCAAAGCCUUACAGACAGAACCUGAAACUGCAGAAUUAAAGAAAGAAUUGCUGGCAUUUUGUUUUAGUUGCUUGAAGUACCCAUUGCUAAGUGCACAGUUAAAUCUGUUUCCUGAAGACUCUGAUGAUCAUCCUUUUCGUUGUUUUGCUAGAGAAAUUUUGGGAACAUUAGUUUCGCUGGGGGAACCACUGGCUGUGGCAUUUUUACAGCAUGGCAAGACAACCCCAAAUUUAGAAAUUGAAGAUGUUCGGCCGGAAGAAGGAAAUUGCACUGCAGAAUCUUUUGCAUGUCUGUCUUAUCUCAUCUUUGUGCAGCAUAUUGGAUUGAAUGACUUCCCCUUUGUAUUUGGACCAACAUUUCUUGUAAAGACCAAUAUGCAGCAUGUUGAUGUUCUGCUGAAAAGAACAGAGGAAUCCAUAUUGUCAAAAGGGCUUGAGUUGUUGGAGAACAGUCUGUUAAGAGUAGAACAUGAAAGUCUUCAUCAAGAUUUCUUGGAGAUAAGGGCAGUUCUUCAUGUGGUACAGGACUUGGUGAAAGUUAUGACCCUUUGUCCUAUUGAACAUCCAAGAAAAAGGAGUCUGGCACUUUUACAGUUGCUGAUUGACAAAUUUGGAGAAGAAGGAAAGUAUAAGUUAUUCAGAUGUUUAUUUAAAUCAAGCAGCCAUGCCGGUGUGCAGGGUUACAUCAUUCAGAAUAUAAAGAAUCAGAUAGAUAUUGCACUUAAGACGAACUCCAACAGCAAAUGCUUUUUAGGGCCUCGAUUGACUCCACUUCUUCACAUGGUUCUCUCACUUCCUGAAGGAGCAGAAACUGAUCUUCUUCAGUUUUCAGAUAGGAUAAUGGCUUCACUAAAUCUUCUGAGAUAUUUAAUUAUCAGGCAAGAUGAUGAAACUGAUAAUAAAACUGGUGUUUGGACUGAACUUAGCAGAAUUGAAAAUGAUUAUUUAAAGCCGCUUCAUUUAGGACUAAAUAUGUCCAAAGCCCAUUAUGAAGCAGAAGUAAAGAGCACAAUCGAGAAAAAGAAAGGAUCUCAUGCAAAGAAGGCAAUUUGUUCUGUAACAGUUGGGGAAAAUAAACUUCCUGACAUGACUCCAGAAAUGCAGCUUCAGGUUCUUCAGUCGGCUCUUUUCACAUUUGAUUUAAUGGAAAGUGUUCUCGCCAGAGUAGAAGAACUCAUUGAAGUGAAACUAAAAUCUGCAUCAGAGGAGAAAAUUGGGUCAUGUUAAGAUGUUUCAAUAGUUUUUUAUGUACCUUUGCCUUUGGCCUAGGCAUUAAAUUAUUUAAUGUAGAAUAUAUCCUGUUAUUCACAAAAACACAGGGCAUCAUAUUUAUUUUACAUAAGUGUUUUCUUUUUUUUCUUAUUAGUGGUACAGUUUUCCAGUAUUAUUUUCCCAUAUAACAUUGUUACUUAGGAGCAUGAAAACUAAGCCUUAAUAAACAUCACAUCCGAAUCUAUAUAUCAGCGUCUUACCUGGAGUCUUAAAAGACAUGUUGACCCAAAAAAGAUUUUUUUGUAAUAUACAUUCAUUACAAUGUUGUAAAGGUUUUUAAGUUAUUUUAUAUGUUAAAAGCAGAGUUUGUCCUUUUCUAUUUUCUGCCCUGGUGGCUCUGGUAUUUGAAACAAUGUAACACAAGGCAGCAGACUGAAAGACCUGACUUGCUGGAGGAGACUGACUUUUGCAACAUUGUUUAAGAAGUCAUAAACAGGAGUUAAGCAAAUUCCGCUUUCAAUAGCAAUUACAUUUACAAAUAACUUUUAAAGCAGUAGAACUUUGUAAUAAAUUUAUAUUGGAAAGUUGCUUAGAAUUGUUUUCUUUUAUUAAGCAAACAAUAUUUUUGGGGUUGACGUCCUUUAAACACAUGCACUGACAGAUUUUGGGUACCUUCAGCUGCCCACUGGCCUCUGUACCAGGACCAAGUCUUUUCCUAUUAGCCUGAUAUGCUUGGCUUUUGCAGAUAUAGAUAGGGCUGAGCAGAAAAUGUCAUUUGCAAAAAACCAAUUCAGAUUAUGUAUGUGGACAGCAGCAUUUCUCAGGCCUCAGUGGUUAACUGGUAAGAAGUGCAGCUUGAACUCUACAAACCUGUCUUUCAAUAAAAUCUAUAUGCUGUUACUUUUUAA
Xenopus tropicalis (tropical clawed frog) is the source of this 2832-nucleotide messenger RNA. It is a transcript of the gene glmn, whose product is annotated as glomulin, FKBP associated protein. Bases 134 to 1939 code for a protein of 601 amino acids. The record is from RefSeq and is a predicted model, not a curated record. Lineage: Eukaryota; Metazoa; Chordata; Amphibia; Anura; Pipidae. The transcript is spliced from 19 exons.